Messenger RNA from Xyrauchen texanus (razorback sucker), 3079 nucleotides. Its product is annotated as lactadherin-like. The transcript is spliced from 10 exons. NCBI's taxonomy places the organism in Eukaryota, Metazoa, Chordata, Actinopteri, Cypriniformes, Catostomidae. Bases 83 to 1522 code for a protein of 479 amino acids. Gene Ontology annotation, molecular function: calcium ion binding. The record is from RefSeq and is a predicted model, not a curated record.
UAAUCUUGACUGUAGUCAUAACGGCGAACGGAUUCGCACUGAACGAAUCGAGAAGUGAACAGAAUAACUACAAUUUGGCACCAUGAGAACUUUCCCAAGCUUGUAUUUUAGUUUUCCACUUUUUGCGACUUGUUUUCUUGUUGUUGCAAUAUUAACUGCAAGAGCUGACUUCUGUGAAGUGAAUGUGUGUCUGAAUGGAGGAACUUGUGUGACGGGAGCAGGGAAGGAUGCCUUUAUCUGCAUUUGUUCUGACGGCUUCACUGGACAAACCUGCAAUGAGACAGCGAUUGGGCCCUGCGAGCCUAACCCCUGUCAAAAUGAUGGUGUCUGUGAGAUCAUCGCCAACUCGCGUCGAGGAGACGUCUUCAGUGAAUAUGUUUGCAAGUGUUCAAUAGGUUACGAUGGUAUCCACUGCCAGAACAAUGUGAACGACUGUGCUGGCCAGCCCUGUCAGAAUGGAGGCAUCUGUCGAGAUCUUGAUGGAGAUUUCACCUGUAAAUGCCCCUCACCCUAUGGCGGAAAGCAUUGCCAACUGCGCUGCAUCUCUCUUCUGGGGAUGGAAGGAGGAGGUAUCGCCGAGUCUCAGAUCUCUGCCUCUUCUGUGUACUACGGCAUUCUGGGGCUGCAGCGAUGGGGUCCCGAGCUGGCCCGACUGAAUCACAAGGGACUCGUUAAUGCCUGGACAUCUGCGACACAUGACAAGAACCCCUGGAUCGAGAUCAACAUGCAAAGGAAGAUGCGUUUCACUGGCAUCAUCACCCAGGGCGCCAGUCGCAUGGGCACGGCGGAGUUCAUCAAAUCUUUCAAGGUGGCAUCCAGCUUAGAUGGGCGAACCUACACCAUGUACAGACCAGAGGGCCAGAACAAAGAUAUGGUCUUUGUUGGCAACAUGGACAACGAUGGGACAAAAACCAAUUUGUUCGACCCUCCAAUCAUAGCUCAGUACAUUCGAAUCAUUCCUAUUGUUUGUCGUAUAGGUUGUACGCUGAGAAUGGAGCUGGUGGGCUGUGAACUCAAUGUGUAUUUGAACACGACAGGUUGCUCCGAGCCGCUGGGUAUAAAGUCACGGCUGAUCGAUGACAGGCAACUGACGGCCUCCAGUUCUUUCCGCACCUGGGGCAUCGAGACUUUCACCUGGCACCCGCAUUACGCCCGUCUGGACAAGCAGGGCAAAACCAACGCCUGGACCGCUGCCACCAAUAACCACUCAGAGUGGCUUCAGGUGGACUUACUCAGACCAAAGCGCAUCACUGGGAUCAUCACACAAGGAGCCAAAGACUUUGGUAAUGUGCAGUUUGUGUCGGCAUUUAAAGUGGCUCACAGUGAUGAUGGCAAGUAUUGGACCAUACUUAAAGAUGACAAGACAAAAACGGAUAAGAUUUUCCCUGGCAACAGUGACAACAACGUGCACAAAAAGAACGUGUUUGAGCCCCCCUUCUACGCACGAUUUGUCCGCAUCUUGCCGUGGGCGUGGCAUGAACGCAUUACUCUGCGAAUGGAGCUCCUGGGCUGUGAUGAGUAAAAUUUCUCUCUCUCUCUCUCUCUCUCUCUCUCUCUCUCCUUUUAUAUUUCCUUCCAUUCCUUCUCCCUUGAACCACACCUGCACUGCAUCACUCUUAGCAACAGAGGGCACCACACGACCCUGCACAGCUGGGGGUCUGAUCUGACAACGGCUGACGAGAAACUAAGCCCAAACCCACAGUCUGAACUGUUUAGCAUUACAUACUUUGUACUGUACUGCAGUGCCAUUUGAUGAUAAAGUAAAUGCUAAAAUCAACAUUUGAUGUUUAUUUGCCCUAGAUGUGCCCAUAUUAGGCAAUUGCUGUAUUGUACUGAAGUGAAGUCACAUUGAAGAAAAGACAAAUUAUAGAUCUGGAGAGACUGAAACUGUAAAGACCAAAUAUGUCUAUUUAUUUUCACAGUAAUUGCCAUUAGAUGAAAGGUUGUAAUUGCUGUCAAAUUGUUUUAUAUCUUAGAUAAUAAAGUAGUUUAAAUUAUGAAAUUACCAAAUCAGGACAAAAUAUUGUGGUUUUGUUGUGCUUUAGUAUACCGAUUUGUACAUUUAUGAAAAUAUAUAUAUAUAAAUUAUAUUAAGUCACUUAAAUUCUGUGUUUUAGACUAGACUAAUGCAUUCAACUUUUUAUUUUUAACAACCCUAAAAAGUCGAUCCUUUUAUCAUUUGAUCAGUAUUGUUUAAAUUCAAUGCCUUGGCCGGAGCUGCCAUGGAUCUCGGGGGUGCAAUUUAAUCAGUGUACUACUGAAUUUUAUUAUUUUUUUCCCAGCAUAAAUCUAAACCAAGAUUUUUGGUACAAAAACAAUUUGUACUCUCAAAAGCCAAAGUAGUCUUUUAUUUCUUAUUAUGAAGUUCAAACAAAUGUGCAAUUUCUCUUCUUUUUAAAUUGGGGCCACACUUUAAGCAGUAUAUGCUUAGAAAUAACCCAUCACUGGUCACAAGUGUGCAGUAUUAAAGCUCUUGUAUAAUAAGAUGCCAGGAGGGGGUUGGGUGCAAAUCUAAUUUUCGAAUAAUUUAUACGGUGGCACUGAUUAUCUGAUAUGACUGUCCAAUCUACAUAAUGCUUUGAAAAGAACCCUUCCACUCGAAUAAAUUUAAAUUUUGGGCUUGUGCAAUAUGAUAUGAGUAUUAAUAUUAAUUCAUAUUAAUGGAGGUUUUGGGGGAAAUAUAUGGGGAGUAUUUCCCUGGGAUAUUUUCGGAGAUGAAUUUUAAGAGGUUUAUUCAAGGUAACAAACACUGAAGAAUACUGGCAUAAUCCAGCAUGGUUCUGUAUUUAGGCUGCAUGCAUUUUAUUUUUAUUUUGGACUCUUAACCAGUGUUAGCAUUUGAUUUUCUUAAAGAGCUGUGUUUAGUGCUGUAAACACUCAGCAUCUUUAUUUCUAUUAAGUGUGUUCUUUCAAUGAUUCUUAAACUUUUUUUUAUUUUCUUUUAAUGCCUUAUACUGUAGCGCUCUUGUGUUCACAUUGUUUAGACGAUGCAUUUCCUUAAUAUCUCUUGAAAUAUUUUCUUCAUGUUCUGAACUGUAAAAAUCAAUAAAGAAUACAAAUAGAUACUUGUGGCCUUUGA